GUGGAUGUCAAUGAAACAUAACCUAAUAGUUUUGCCAUCUACUGCGUUAAACAGGUUGUUUAAAAAUGUAAUUGUUCCCUAAAAUUUUUUCACGAUUUAAUAAAAAUGUCAUUUUUUACAAAAGCCAAGUCAAAAAAGGAAUUCACCAGACAAAACCGUAAGCGUAAAGCUACGGAAGUAGUUCAAGAGAAAAACGAUGAAAUUACUAGUAGUGAAGAUGAAGCUAAUGGAAUUACUGAAGACUCAUCCUUAACAUCUGAAGAAGAACUCGAGACUGCUCAAGAGAAAAAAUUAAGAUUAGCAAAGGUUUACUUACAAGAAAUUGAACGUGAAGAAAGGCGACGUCUUGAAAACGACAACGAAGAAAUUGGUGAUGAUUUGAUACAAAAACGACUUAAGGAAGAUUAUCUUAAGCAAACAGGAAAGUUAAGGCUUACAAUUGCUGAUAAAUACACAAGCGUCGAUAAUAGUAACAUAAAAAUUUUAAAGUGUAAACAGCACAGAAAACCUAUAACUUGUUUAUGUAUUACUAGUGAUAACAACUUCAUAUUUUCUGGAAGUAAAGAUGGAAUAGUAGUAAAGUGGUCUCUAAAUGAUUUUAAAAAAAUUGGACACUUUUCUUUUUCUGCAAAGAAUAGUAUUCCAAAUUCUCCAGACUAUCCUAAACCAAUCACAAGUGUAGCAAUUUCUUCAGAUAGUAAGUUUUUAGCAGUAGGAGAUGAAUCAAAUAAUAUUCAUGUGUGGGACCCACAGAGUUUAAAAUACCUGAAUGUCCUUAGAGGCCACAGAAAGUCAGUAACAGGACUUUCAUUUAAAAAAGAAUCACACACUCUGUACUCUUGUAGUGCAGAUAAAUCUGUUAAGGUUUGGUCUUUAGAUGAUAUGGCAUAUGUGGAGACUUUAUAUGGACAUCAUGACAAAAUAACAGCCAUUGACUCCUUAUACAGAGAUAGAGCAAUUACAGCCGGUGGUAGUGAUUGCUCUUUAAGGAUAUGGAAGAUAGCAGAGGAGUCUCAGCUAAUUUAUAAUGGUCAUUCAGGGAACCUUGAUUGUGUAAAAUUAAUUAAUGAAGAAAAUUUUCUAUCAGGAGCAGAUGAUGGACAGCUUUGUGUGUGGUCAUCAAUGAAGAAGAAACCAUUGUGUACUAUUAAAGAUGCACAUGGAAUUGAUGAGAACAACGAGCAACCAAAUUGGAUUUGUUCAGUUACAGCCUUGUUAAAUACCGAUCUUGUAGCUUCAGGCUCAUAUGAUGGAUUUAUAAGAUUUUGGAAACUAGAUAAUAAUUUUCGGUCAAUACAACCAUUAUUUUCUGUGACUGCUAAUGGAUUUGUCAAUAGUAUGGAAUUUACUUCUGAUGGCAAGUUCUUAGUAGCAUGUGCAAGUACUGAACAUAAGUUUGGUAGAUGGAAUGUAAUAAAAUCAUCAAAAAUUAGUUUAGUAAUUGUACCACUAAAUAAAAUAAGCUGAAAAUG
Messenger RNA from Agrilus planipennis (emerald ash borer), 1472 nucleotides. It is a transcript of the gene U3-55K, whose product is annotated as U3 small nucleolar RNA-interacting protein 2. Gene Ontology annotation, molecular function: snoRNA binding; protein binding. NCBI's taxonomy places the organism in Eukaryota, Metazoa, Arthropoda, Insecta, Coleoptera, Buprestidae. The transcript has a single exon. Gene Ontology annotation, cellular component: small-subunit processome. The record is from RefSeq and is a predicted model, not a curated record. Bases 106 to 1467 code for a protein of 453 amino acids.